Phlebotomus argentipes is the source of this 3761-nucleotide messenger RNA. RefSeq names its product pre-mRNA-splicing factor ATP-dependent RNA helicase PRP16. Bases 63 to 3671 code for a protein of 1202 amino acids. The transcript has 4 exons. The record is from RefSeq and is a predicted model, not a curated record. Gene Ontology annotation, cellular component: spliceosomal complex; intracellular anatomical structure. Gene Ontology annotation, biological process: mRNA splicing, via spliceosome. Gene Ontology annotation, molecular function: ATP binding; RNA binding. Lineage: Eukaryota; Metazoa; Arthropoda; Insecta; Diptera; Psychodidae.
AUUGCAGGUGUUGGAAAAGUGUAAACAAUAGGGAAAUACGUUUAUUUUAUCGAGAAAAUCCAAUGGAUUCGGAUGAAGAGAGUGGGGUUCAUCGGCUGGAGGGCUCCAGUUCGAGUGUGGGUGGAUUGGUGAUCAAGAAGGAGCCCAAAGAGUCUGUUUUCAAGGUGCCGAAGCCGUCGCUUCUUGGCCUUGAUAAAUUGGCUGCUGCUCGACGAAAGGAGCGAGAGAAGGAAGCCAGCCGACUGAUUUCAUUCAAAGACAGUGAGUAUGAUGACGCAGGGUCUGAAUCGUCAAGCAAGGGGGGCUUCAAGACGCCGGACAUCAGCAAAUCACACGUACUGAGUAGGAAGUAUCGCGAUGGGGGCGAUGAGACUCCGUCGCACACUGGUGGAGUUACGGACACAGCGCGCCAUCGGAUGCUGGAGAGGAUGGCGAACAGCAAUGUGGCCAGUAGAAGUGGGGAGAAGGGCGUGUACGCGUCCACGAAGGAGCACAAGAGACGCAAUGAGGAGAGAGAGAGUAGCCGAAAGAGAGACCGUGACUACGAUAGAUCCAGGAGCAGCAGAGAUGAUCGGCAUCGUCGUGAAGGAAGUUCAUCGCGUGCCAGGGACUCAACUCCUCGCACACCCCGUGAUUCCGGGAGAUAUUCCGUCUCUGGCUCGUCAUGGGAUGAGGAUGAUGAGCGGAUUCCGCUGAAGAAGUCCUCUUGGGACUUUCCCACGCCGAAGUCCUCAGAGGAGAGGAGUGAGUGGUCUGAGAGGAGCAACAGGAGGCCCUGGUCGUCUCGACACAGGCACGAGGAUGAGACACCACGAGCCACACCAGCGCACAAGUUCAAUAGCUGGGCUAAUGAUCGGAGGCGUUCAGGAGCGACUCCACGCAGUUCCCGCGACAUUGGCACUGCGCACCAUCAGCCGUGGAACAACGAGGAGGACAAGGAGUUGUGGGAGGAGGAGCAGAAGCGCCUGGAUCGGGAGUGGUAUAACAUCGAUGAGGGCUACGAUGAAGAGAACAAUCCAUUUGGUGGCACAAAUUCUGAGUACUUCCGGCGCAGGGAGGAACAGCUCGAGCAGAAGCGCACAAAGAGAAUGUCAGCGCAGCAGCGUCAGAUCAACAAGGAUAAUGAAUUGUGGGAGCGCAAUCGGAUGCUGACUUCGGGAGUUGUGAUGUCCAUCAAUGUAUCGGAGGAUUACGAUGAAGAGGCGAUCGAAAGGGUGCAUUUGUUGGUGCACCAUAUUGUUCCACCCUUUCUGGAUGGCCGCAUUGUCUUCACGAAGCAGCCCGAGCCUGUGAUUCCGGUGAAGGAUCCCACAAGCGACAUGGCGCUGAUUGCGCGCAAAGGAAGUGCCUUGGUGAGGGUGUUUCGAGAGCAGAAGGAGCGUCGCAAGGCGCAGAAGAAGCAUUGGGAGCUCGGUGGAACGAAAAUUGGAAAUAUUAUGGGCAUUCAGAAGAGGACUGACGAGGAGGACGAGAAAUUCAAUGAGGAGACCGACACGGCGGACUACAGAAAGGAUCAGAAGUUUGCUGAACAUAUGAUGGCGGCGGAUAAUGAGAAGAAGAGUGAGUUUUCGAGAAAGAAGACCAUUCACGAGCAGAGGAACUAUCUUCCAGUGUUCGCUGUGCGGCAGGAGUUGCUCAAUGUCAUCAGGGAGAAUUCUGUGGUGAUCAUUGUGGGUGAAACGGGCAGCGGAAAGACUACGCAACUCACGCAAUAUCUGCAUGAAGAUGGAUAUAGCAAAUUCGGCAUGAUUGGAUGCACUCAACCGAGGAGAGUGGCUGCGAUGUCCGUGGCGAAGCGAGUGUCAGAUGAAAUGGGAACCAAAUUGGGUGAAGAAGUGGGUUAUGCCAUUCGAUUCGAGGAUUGUACGUCGGAGAGCACAGUCAUCAAGUACAUGACGGACGGCAUUCUGCUCAGGGAGAGCCUUCGAGAGCCCGACCUGGAUAAUUAUGCGGCAAUUAUAAUGGAUGAAGCUCACGAGAGAUCCUUAUCGACAGAUGUGCUAUUUGGUCUUCUUCGGGAGAUUGUGGCACGUCGACACGAUCUGAAGCUCAUCGUGACAUCCGCCACGAUGGACUCCACGAAAUUUGCGACAUUCUUCGGCAAUGUGCCAACCUUCACCAUUCCCGGACGGACAUUUCCCGUGGACACGUUCUUCAGUAAGAACAGCUGCGAUGACUACGUGGACGCGGCCGUGAAGCAGGCGCUGCAGAUUCACCUGCAGCCCACGGAGGGGGAUAUUCUGAUCUUCAUGCCGGGUCAGGAGGACAUCGAGGUGACGUGCGAAGUGCUGGCGGAUCGUCUGGCUGAGAUUGAUAAUGCGCCGCAGCUCUCAAUUCUGCCCAUCUACUCGCAACUACCGUCAGAUCUGCAAGCGAAGAUCUUCCAGAGAUCCCCCGAGGGAUUGCGGAAGUGUGUUGUGGCCACCAACAUCGCCGAGACUUCUUUGACAGUGGAUGGGAUCAUCUAUGUCGUGGAUUCCGGCUACUGCAAGCUGAAAGUGUACAAUCCUCGCAUCGGCAUGGACGCUCUGCAAAUCUAUCCCAUCUCGCAGGCCAAUGCCAAUCAGCGAUCGGGACGUGCUGGUCGCACAGGACCUGGCCAAGCGUUCAGAUUGUACACAGAGCGGCAGUACAAGGACGACUUGUUACCUCUUACAGUGCCUGAGAUCCAGAGAACCAAUCUGGCCAAUACAGUGCUACUCCUCAAGUCACUGGGAGUCGUGGAUUUGCUGCAAUUCCACUUCAUGGAUCCUCCGCCACAGGACAACAUCCUCAACUCGCUCUACCAGUUGUGGAUUCUCGGCGCUCUGGAUCACACGGGAAGUCUCACACCUUUGGGCAGACAAAUGGCCGAAUUUCCUCUUGAUCCACCGCAAUGUCAGAUGUUAAUCGUGUCAUGUCAAAUGGGAUGCAGUGCAGAGGUCUUGAUUAUUGUGUCUAUGCUGUCCGUGCCGUCGAUCUUCUACCGACCGAAGGGGCGCGAGGAGGAGGCUGAUGGUGUUCGCGAGAAGUUCCAGGUGCCUGAGUCGGAUCAUCUGACCUACCUCAAUGUUUACAAUCAGUGGAAGCAGAACAAUUACUCCUCCAAUUGGGCCAACGAGCACUUCAUUCACAUCAAGGCGCUGAGGAAAGUGCGUGAAGUGCGACAGCAACUGAAGGACAUUCUGGUGCAGCAACGUCUGCCCGUGAAAUCUUGUGGCACGAACUGGGACGUGGUGCGGAAGUGCAUCUGCUCAGCGUACUUCUACCAAGCGGCGCGGCUGAAGGGCAUCGGCGAGUACGUUAAUCUGCGCACGGGAAUGCCUUGUCAUUUGCAUCCUACGUCCGCUCUGUACGGUCUGGGCACGACUCCGGACUAUGUGGUGUAUCACGAGCUCGUGAUGACGGCCAAGGAGUACAUGCAGUGCGCAACGGCAGUGGACGGACACUGGCUGGCCGAACUGGGACCCAUGUUCUUCUCCGUGAAGGAGACCGGACGCAGUGGGCGCGAGAAGAAGCGCCAGGCAGCUGAGCAUCUGCAGGAGAUGGAGGCACAGAUGCAGAAGGCACAGAAGCAGAUGGAGGAGCAGAAAUUGCAAGCGGCUCAGCGCGAGGAGGCGAUGAUACCCAAGCAGGAGAUUUUGACACCGGGAGCAACGCCUAGGAGGACUCCUGCAAGAAUUGGCCUCUAAAUAUGCCUAGACAUGUAUUAGAGAUAUUUGAAGAGAAAGCUUGUUUGUUAUUUGAGGUGGAAAUCCUUCUUUUUAUUUAUUAUUCAGCAU